Molecule: messenger RNA, 1055 nt
Organism: Mesoplodon densirostris (Blainville's beaked whale)
Lineage: Eukaryota; Metazoa; Chordata; Mammalia; Artiodactyla; Ziphiidae
Product: nuclear transcription factor Y subunit beta-like
Exons: 1
Coding region: 194-817 (207 amino acids)
Biological process (GO): regulation of transcription by RNA polymerase II
Cellular component (GO): nucleus; CCAAT-binding factor complex
Molecular function (GO): protein heterodimerization activity; DNA-binding transcription activator activity, RNA polymerase II-specific; RNA polymerase II cis-regulatory region sequence-specific DNA binding
Source: RefSeq, a predicted model, not a curated record
GAGGCCGAGUCCUGGAAGCGGAGCUCCGUGCUGGGACUGGUUCCUUCGCAGCCAUUUUCUGUCCAACCAAACAGCCGAUUGGAGACGGGAGCCAACCAGGGCUGCAUUGGAGGUUGGAAUUGGGCAGAGAUUAGACACCUCUUUAGGCAGGUGUUCUUGAGUACCACUGACAACACGGUUCUCAAAGUAUUUCAUGACAAUGGAUGGUGACAGUUCCACCACAGAUGCUUCUCAACUAGGAAUUUCUGCAGACUAUAUUGGAGGAAGUCAUUAUGUUAUACAGCCUCAUGAUGAUACUGAGGACAGCAUGAAUGAUCAUGAAGACACAAAUGGUUCAAAAGAAAGUUUUAGAGAACAAGAUAUAUAUCUUCCAAUUGCAAAUGUUGCAAGGAUAAUGAAAAAUGCCAUACCUCAAACAGGAAAGAUUGCAAAAGAUGCCAAAGAAUGUGUUCAAGAAUGUGUAAGUGAGUUCAUCAGCUUUAUAACAUCUGAAGCAAGUGAAAGAUGCCAUCAAGAGAAACGGAAGACAAUCAAUGGAGAAGAUAUUCUCUUUGCCAUGUCUACCUUAGGCUUCGACAGUUAUGUAGAACCUCUGAAAUUAUACCUUCAGAAGUUCAGAGAGGCUAUUAAAGGAGAGAAAGGAAUUGGUGGAGCAGUCACAGCUACAGAUGGACUAAGUGAAGAGCUUACAGAGGAGGCAUUUACUAACCAGUCACCAGCUGGCUUAAUAACUGCAGAUGGUCAGCAACAAAAUGUUAUGGUUUACACAACAUCAUAUCAACAGAUUUCUGGUGUUCAACAAAUUCAGUUUUCAUGAUCUGAAGAAAUGAUGGACUGGAGAGUGUAGAGAACUGAGUCUGUAUGAUUCCAGAACAGAGACAUUAGAAGGAGCUGACUGGUGAAAAGAUGUCUCUUUGUAUAUUAAAUAGUUGUAAUGUAGCUUCCCAAUGCUUGACUAAUUGAGGUGUUAAUUCUGACUUGAGAAUCUUUUUCAUGAAUGAUUUUAAAGAAAAAUUUGGAUUUUAAAGGUAUUAAAAUAUUUUUGUUUUGUACAA